AAAACACUUUAAGGUCGUAUUCUUAUAUUUAAUAUGGCACACAUGUAAAUGUUAUGCAUGCAUAAUGUGUAUAAAAAUAAAUAAAUGAACGUGCUGCGUUUGAUAUAAUUGUUUGGCCUAGUGAGCCGAAAUGUAAAUAAAUGCCUGUGGUUGAUUGAUUUGAUUGAUGACCCGGUGAUUUUCUGGAAAAGCUGUAGUGUGGUGUGCUUGUUGUUUUUAUACUAUAAAUAACUAUUAACUAUAGCCAGCCAGCGUUAAAAUACAAAAGACCCUGGAACAAACACCGGUGCUUCUGCUUCCCCGGGUAGAGCACCUAUAUACCUAUAAUAAACAUCAGUUGUUCUACAUCCAUUCACUGGUUCUAUUUUUAUCUGUAAUCAAUCCAGUUGCAUCUUUAAAGUGUUGGUAUGCAUGGGAGACAUCUUUUUUCAAAGUUGAGAUGGAAGUGCAGUUGUGGCAGAGUGCUGCUGAGAUCAAAUCAUUCCUCUGCGAAACAUGACGAAACCACUUUAAGCAAAACCAGUUAUUGUGAAGUUUCUAAAGUUUCUAAAUCAAGAACAAAUUCUCCUAUUCUAAAAAAUCUGUUUGUUGGUCACCUGGAUACUAAUGUCUUGAUUUUCCCAGAAGCUUUGACAAAACGUGAAUUGGAAACAUUCAAUAGUAAAGUGAUUGUUCCUAUUGAAAAAUCAUUAGAAGCUUUAGAUAAAGAAAAUGGUAAAGUGAAUGAUUUUCUUGAUGCUGUAAAACAAUUUGGUUUAUUUGGCCAGAAUGUUGAAGAAUCUCAUGGUGGCAGAAACUUUAGUUCUACUGAAAUGUUAAGAUUAUCUGAAUUAUUUGCUCUUAAUGAACCGAUAAGCAACAUUCUGUUCAACCACAACAGUCUCGGCAUGAAAUGCUUAUCUUUGUUUGGAACGGAUGCACAAAAGCAGAACUACCUACCGAAAUUAACUUCUGGUGAAGGAGGCAUUGCUUUCUGUGUUUCAGAGUUAAACUGUGGCAGCGACCUGUCAAUGGUUGAUUCCACGGCCAACCUAUCAGAAGAUGGCAGUCACUACCUGAUCAAUGGACAGAAGACUUGGGUGCAGAAUGCAACCAAUGCUGAUGUCUUCAUUGUUUUUGCUAAAACUAAUGUAUCAGCAAAGCAGGAUAAAGUUGAAGAAAAAGUUACGGUUUUUCUGGUGGAGAGAGAAGGAGUAAAAGUGAGUGAGCCCUAUCAAACCAUCGGUCUCAAAGAUGUUUCCGUUCAUACAAUUACAUUGGAAGACACCAAAGUUCCAGCUGAUAAUGUUUUAGGAGAAGUUGGAGCCGGAUUUCAAAUAGCAAUCCAAAUACUCUACGGAGAUCUUUUCAUGAAAGGAUCGGUGUAUGCAAACAUUUUGAAGGGUUUAUCAGGGCAAGUGGCAAGCCACUGCAUCAAAAGAAAACAGUUCGGAAAAGCAUUGAAAGAAUUUGGUUUGAUACAAGAGAAGGUAGGCAAGAUGACGUGUGAUACGUACGCAAUGGAAAGCAUGAGUUACAUGACUGCUGGCAUUUUGGAUCAUUACUUGUCACCCGACGUUCUCUGUGAAUCCGCUGCUGUCAAGAUAUUCAGUAGUGAAAAGUUGGCAUCAGGCCUACAAGACAUGCAACAAAUACUUGCUAGUUCAUCCUGUACUUAUGAUAACCCUCUGUCGAUUGCUAGGCACAUUGACAACGCCAGAAUGAACACAAUAGCUAAUUCAACAAAUGAAAUCCUGAGAUUGUACAUAGCUUUAAAUUGUUUGCAACAUGCCGGGUUGCAAAUGCAAGAAACUGUCAGAAAAAUGAGAAGUCCAUUAUAUAAUUUGGGAUUUGUCUUCAAAGAAGGAUGGGACUCAAUGAAGACCAGUGGAAAAAAUCCUGCUUUGACUUUGAAAUUGUAUCAGCAUGUUCACCCUGAUCUAUCGGUGUGUGCUGAGUCACUGGAGGUGAGGGUACUUAAGUUGAAACAUCUGGUCACUAAAUACUGGACAACUUACUUCAAUGAGUUGCAAGAGCAACAGAUGGCUUUAAAAAGGUUCGCUGACAUUGCAAUCCAUGCGUAUGCCGUCAUCUCGUGCCUUGCCAGAGCCACAAGGUCAAAAGCUAUCGGCCUCCAACAUGCUGACCAAGAGAUUAUGAUAGCUAGAAGUGUAGUGCUAAAGUACCUAAAGAAGAUUGAUGAUGAUAUCCAAAAUUUAGAUUUGGGUGAACAUUCGAAUGGGGACACGGAGCUGAAGAAGAUAAGCGAACACGUGAUGAAGAAUGGAAGUUACUACCCUGUUCAUCCACUAACAAGGAACUGGUGAUUACUACGGCUUAAAAUAUUUUAUUUGGUCAUAUGUUAAUUAUAUUGGAUAAAACUGCUUUUUACUGACUAGACAAUUAUUCGUAUUUUAGGAAAAUAUAGAAUGGCAAACACGGAUUGUCUUGUUUUUUUUGCCACGCUCAUUAAAAUCGUGUUUGUUUCUGAACUGCGAAUCUUGCAAUUAAAUUUUCGAUAACGAAUCUGAAAUUUUGUAUACUUGCUUAUUUCCAAUAACACUAUGUGAAUUGACAAAUUAAAGUUUGUUGUGAUAAUGUAAAUUUUAUUCAAUUUAGCGGCUGCGAAAAUUUUUUUUAUAAAAAUUUACCUCAGAAUU
This is a messenger RNA of Helobdella robusta, 2639 nucleotides long. RefSeq lists its product as hypothetical. The record is from RefSeq and is a predicted model, not a curated record. The transcript is spliced from 21 exons. NCBI's taxonomy places the organism in Eukaryota, Metazoa, Annelida, Clitellata, Rhynchobdellida, Glossiphoniidae. The coding region runs from base 408 to 2306 and encodes 632 amino acids. Gene Ontology annotation, molecular function: acyl-CoA dehydrogenase activity; flavin adenine dinucleotide binding.